Molecule: messenger RNA, 5361 nt
Organism: Monomorium pharaonis (pharaoh ant)
Lineage: Eukaryota; Metazoa; Arthropoda; Insecta; Hymenoptera; Formicidae
Product: cholesterol 7-desaturase
Exons: 5
Coding region: 2287-3609 (440 amino acids)
Biological process (GO): cholesterol metabolic process; chlorophyll biosynthetic process
Cellular component (GO): chloroplast
Molecular function (GO): chlorophyllide a oxygenase activity; 2 iron, 2 sulfur cluster binding
Source: RefSeq, a predicted model, not a curated record
AGAAACAUUUUUUGAAUAAUACUAUUGAAUAACAAUAAUUGAAUGUAAAAAUAAUAGUGAUAUUUCUCACAUUUCAGCUCAAAAUAAUCACUUAUAAAUUUUAAUAUACAUAGUUUAUAAAAUGUUUUUAAUAUAAACGAAGAUUAGUUCAAGAUAAAAGAGAAAUAAAAAUUUACGAGUAUAAAAUAAUCAUUCUACACAUGACGAGGGUGUCAUUUGUGAGUCAAGGCAGUUUUUUAAAACAUUCUAGAUCUUUAAUCUUUGAUAUGCAAACAGAGGCCUGCAACAGGAUUAGAUUUCCUAGAUUUCCUAGAGAUGUCAAAUUUUUUUUUAGAAAAAGCAUAGAAAAUGCUCUUUUGCCAGAUGUUCGUAAUAUUAAAAAAAAUAAAAAUAAAAAUGCCCUAAACAUUUAAUAAUAUCUACAGAGUGUUAUAACUUUAUUAUAUGUUACGUGUGUGCUUCUCUUGUUUCAAGUUUUUCGAUUAAAGCCUUUCUUCAUAUGACCUGAUGUCUUGACUCAUAUUUCGCUUGGACGAACAAUCUUCCGUUGCGUUCACACGAUAUCUUUCGAAUGUUUGAAAAACGAAACUAAAUUUUUCGACGUAAAGAUUUUGGAAGUUUCUAGAAAAAGUUUACAUAGACGAUUGCUGUCGGCGGCAGCGUCAAUUACAAGAUACCGAGAUGAACUGGAAAGAGAGGGAUACGAUCAUAUUCUGCCAAGAAAAAGAAGUACACGUUCAUGUUGGUGCAUGAGGCCUGGAACGUCAGAAUAUAAAUGUGAAUCUUUGCCGAUGUUUUUUCCAUUGGAAUCGAUAUGCUAAGCGGAUGGACGGACGGAUACAUCAGUGAGUUGGUAGCAUCGCGAUCGAUAUACAGUCUUGAUAAAGGAAGGCACUGUGACCGGUCGCUCGAGACGAAGAGGAUGCUAAAGAAGCAAGGAAAGAGAGGAAGGAAGAGGAGGAGGGAAGAAGAGGAAGAGGAGCCGUGUGGCGGUUUUAGAUCCAGUGAUAUAGGUGGCACGAUAUAUAAGCCGCUCGUUCGCUCGUCCGCGUCUCCGUCCAUGGUCGGGCAUACAUAAUCGGUUAACCGUUUACGUGACACGACACCGCGCUGAGUCGAUCGGUGACGAGCAGCAACGCGGCGCCUCAAGGGAAAAAACACGGCAUUUCGAUAGAGAAGCGGCCGGUCGGUCGGUCGGCAAGAUACGACCGGUGUAUAUAAGCCAUAGAUGGAUCCCUCGUGCGUUUCAGUUGCCUGAAAACCCUUAUAAGUCCUGAACGGUCUCUUCUUUUCUAUACUAGCGCGUCCUUUUCCAUUAGCGAGCCCUUAAUUUCUUUUUCUUUCGCCUGCCCUACUUGCUUCGCGCAUUCCUCUUUCAUGUCUCCCGGGUUUGCCCCGUUCUCCAAUCUUCUACGUCGCUCGUCCGUCCCUUACAGCCUUCCAGUUAUAGGUCUCUCAUAUGCACGUCGCUGAUGCACACGUGCACUUACAUACUAACUAAAUUGUAUCGCGCAUUCAUUAUCGCUCUUCUUUCUAUCUCUCUCUUUAUCCCGUUUUCUCGUGCGUCACGCACUGUCCUUGUCCUUGUCCUUGUCCUGUCCCUUCAGGAGGUCUCCUUGCCCUUUUUUGUCCCGGCUACUGGCAAACGCGCGCAUCACCGUCUUCUUCGCCAGUAGCUUUCUUCCUCUCUUCUUCUCUUCAUCCUCUAUCAAGUCUAACUCUUUCUCUUUUUCUUUCUUUUUUCUAACUUUUAUUCUCGUCAGCCUUUUCUGGCAUUUCCUACCGUUUUGCUUUUGCACGCUUGUUUAUUUCUCCCACAGCAAAGGUGCGCGAUUACUUUUGUGUAUAUUGUAUUUUUGCUUUGUAAUUGAACCGUUCAAUUCAUGUGUAUCGUCCCCACCAUCCGAUCACUAUGGAGGCAGUGAGUUAGAUCUGGAAAGACUUUCGACGAAGCGCGGAGAACAACACGUUGUGUCUCGCAAAGUUGGGUGCAAGUGUGUAUGGUGUUUUGUAUUGAUUAAAAUUUUUGAAUGUUGCGAUCGAUCGCCUUAAUAUUCAAUUUAAUACUUCAUCUUUUGUAUUUUAAUAUUUUUGUUGUGUUUCAACAUUUUUCUUUGUACUUUUACAUUUUUUGCGUGUGAAAUAGUUGUAUCGUCCCAGUAAACUCUAUGGGAGACGGAUGCCAUAAAACAGAAGAAGAGAACUCGCGAGGAAACUUGCGUCUAUUUGUACGUCAAGAUAAGAAAGCUGAAGGAAAAGCACGGAACACCGAAAUAAGAAUUGACAAUGUUGGAAUGGUGCGUCGCGAUUGCAACCACCCUGCUGGCUCUCCUCGUCUAUUUUGCGUAUUUCUUCAAAUUCAAUUGGGUGAAAGAUCUGAGAAAUGAGAGUACCACGCGGCCAACUGGUGGCAUUUGGUACGCGGGUGUCAAAAAGAGGAGGAAAGUGGGUAAUCUACCGCCGGUUUAUCCAAAUGGAUGGUUUGCUCUACUCGAAAGUACGCAAAUAAAAAAGGGUCAGGUAAAACACGUAUCGGCGCUUAGUGAAAAUUUCGCGGUAUUCAGAACCGAAAGAGGCGUUGUCAACAUUUUAGACGCGUACUGCCCGCAUUUAGGGGCAAAUAUGGCCGAGGGUGGUCGUGUCAAGGGAGACUGCCUGGAAUGCCCUUUCCACAGCUGGACAUUUCGCGGAGAGGACGGCUACUGUGCGAAUAUACCUUAUACUGAAAAGGUUCCGCACAUUGCUCGAGCGAAAGUUUGGAAGUGCUGCGAAGUGAAUCACCUUAUCUUUGUCUGGUACCACUCUGAAUCAGCUGAGCCGGACUGGCAACCUCAGCCGCACACACAAAUCACCAAUGGGACAUGGCGCUUUCAAGGUCGUAAUGAGUACCUCAUUAAUUGCCACAUACAGGAAAUAGCUGAAAAUGGGGCCGAUCCCGCACAUCUCAACGCUGUACACGGUCCGGCCAUGUUUCUCCCUGGCAAUUUGUCCUGGCUAGCACAGCACGUGUGGAUUGUCAAUAGUGGAUGGCGGCCGCACUGCUCGAAAACGGACGAAGAUGCAACAAACGCAGACGCGGAAGCUGUAAAGAUACGUGCCAAAUUAAACAGUGUAUUAAUCGACCCAAUCAAAAAUAGCAACGAGAAUCGUCAACUUGCAAUCGUGGAAAAUGGUUUCGACAAAAGGGAAAAGCACAAGGCUGGCCUGCGCAUGUGUCACAAGUUGGUCCUGCUGAAUAGCUUGAACUUGAUGGAGAUUGAGGUGCACGCCGAGCAGAUUGGACCUAGCUACGUCGAGCUGGUGAUCAACACAUCUUUUGGGUCUUUCUGCAUUUUGCAGACGGUAACACCGAUCGAGCCACUGUUGCAGCGAGUGACUCAUCAGAUCUUCUCGCCACCUCUGCUUACACCGUACGCCAAUCUGAUCUUUUUAGCCGAGUGUGUAAUGUUUGAACGCGACAUCAAAAUCUGGAAUUACAAGAAAUACGAGCGGCAACCAAUCCUGGUGCGCGAAGACCGUGCUAUUCUCGCGUACCGCCGUUGGUACUCGCAAUUUUACUCUGACAAUAGUCCCACCUAUCAGAUAGCCAUGAAGGAUCUGCAAUGGUAGCCUAAUAUUCCUUUUCGAAAAUGUAUACUUUUUAUUAUAUUUCCAGUGUUGAAGUAGAUGCGUAUAACAUUUGUUUUAAAAAAUGCGUUUGAUAUGUAUUAAUUAUAUAGUAAGUAAUUGUUGACCUUUAAAAGAAGAUUAAAUCUUCAUUAGACGAUGCAUCUUUACUGUCGCUUUAUAUGUUUGACUUUUUUGCGAUGUACAUAUAAACUUUUAUGACAGACGAUAACGAUAAAUAGAUAAACGAUAAGUAUUUUUUACCUAAAUGUUAUUUCAUAUUUUUUUGUUUUUAGAUAAAGUACCGAUAGAUUAAGAGUUUAGUUCUUAAUACAAAAUUUAGAAAAAAAAUUAUAAAUUUUAUAAAUGUAAUUAAAAAUAUAAAUUUAUGUGAUAACUCGUAUAUAUAGUAUACAAAGCCUAAUUAUUCAAUGAUGUUAAUUUUUAUGCGUUUUUAUCAACUCGAAAAGUGAACUAUUAGGGUCACUUGUACCAAACUCUGAUUAACCUAAUCGUUGAUUAUUUCAUUGGAAUUGACCAAUCGUAUUUGUCGUUAAGCAAAAUUAACAAAUGCGAUUGCUCAAUUCUAAUGGAAUAAUCAACUAUUAGGUCAAUCGGAGUUUGGUGCAAGUGGCCCCUAUACGAGCAACACUUAAAAUUAAAAUCACAAUCACUGCAUAUAAGUUAUAACAAUAUGUUAUUUAAUAUUUUAAAAAUAUAACGCAAUAAAGUUAAAUAAUUUACGUUAUUGCAUUAUCAUUGAUGGAACAUUAGAUAACAUUUAAAAUUACAAAUAACAUUUUAUUUGUCUGACGCGUGUACAAAUUUAUUCCGUUAUAUUUUUUAAUAAUGAUAAAUGUCGAAAAAUAUGACUUAUUGAGAUAAAUAUCGCAUAUCUUUCAAUUAAUUAACAAUUUCUACUUGAUUCAUAAACGAUAUCAAGACAAUUGUUAUGCAAGCAAUUUAUGUAUUUAAAAUGCAAAUUAAAAGACUGAAAAUUUAACAUAUCUUUAUGUCAAAUCAUUUUCAUGUUUUAAAUUUUCCGCUAAUUUAAAUUUAAUUUGCCCGCCAUUUCCGGAAUCUGUAAAUGAAUAAAAAAAUCGGAAGAUCAUGAUUAAUAGUUUUAUACAUAUCAAUAAACAGUUUGUUGAUAAUUUAUUGAUAACACGCGCGUUUCAAAAAAUUUAUGCAAGUUACUUGAAACGUAUUGUAUCAAUAAUAUCAAAUCGUCAUUUAUAUUUUUGGUUAGUCAACCAUUACAUCGACUCACGUAGUUUCUCACGCGAGAUCAACAUGAAGUUGGCCGCGAGUUACAUAGUUGUUGUUAUGAACGUUAACCUGUGUACGAUUUCUUGAAUAGAUCGUUGUUUCGUGCGAUUGUAUUUCUCUUACGUUACCUUCUAGCCGUAAUAAAAGAUACAUCGCAAUCGCGGACGUGUAAAGUGUCACACGAUCAUCAUAUUUUGGCGAUUAAUAGGCGCGAGAGCGUAUGCUAACCUUUCCGCGAUUGCGAGUGUCAACACGCGGACCCGAGCUCAUUCAAUGCGGACAAACACGUAUACAUAAACAUAUACACAUACACUCAUCCAUAACUGACCCAUCUACAUAAAUACGACACAUACACAUACACACACCUACACAACAUUCAAUGCAGUAAAAUCAGUAAAAGAGUACGAGAGAAAGCCCAGUGUUACACGUGCCGUAUAUCUGCAGAAGAUCUGGCACAUUAAGCUCUCAAAAAAAAAAAAAAAAAAA